UUAACUUUCUUCUACUGCCCAUCCUAUUAUUUUCUUUUCUUUGAUUUUAUUUUUAAGUAAUUUUCCAUUUAAAUAAUCAGUUAACAUGAGUGAGAUGAGUUGUUAAACAAAAACCAAAAUUUUAAAAAAGUUUCAUUAGUAUAAAAUAAAUAAAAAACAGAGGCGGUUGGAGGGAGCUCAACUAGCUCUUCGCCUACCACACCCACUAACUACUCACUUCGGGUUCACUGUCUCUUCCUCCUUCAUAAAGUUUUCAUCUUGGUUUGUGUCUCUCUCUAAAGUGGAUGCAGAAGACUGACAAAGUUAUAAGGGGAACAGCUUAAGCAAUUCAUUGGAGCUGUUGAAGGAAGCACGUUAGAAGAAAGAUAUUACAUGUAUAUGAUUUGACAAAAUUGUUGACGGGCGUGUGAAGUUAAUUGUACAUGCAUCAGAAGAAGCCAUAUGAUGGCCACGACUGCAGUGAUCGGGCUUAGUGCAGGGAAGAGGCUAUUGAGUUCCUCCUACCAUUACUCAGAUCUCACAGAAAAGCUCCCAUUUGUCAAUGAUAAUGCACUAGCACAGUAUCAAAUCACUUCAGCCAAGAAAGUGAUAAGUUCCAAAAAGUCAUCUAAUUUUGGCCCCAGUUUUCCAUCAGCUAGUCGACAAGCAGAGUCUAUCAAGGCUGUCAAAGAAGAUGUAGAUAUUAUCUCUUCUCCUUCAACUGCAGAGCCAUGGUUUCAGAGACCCAACAACCUUGAAGAGGAAAGUUCUGAUCCUGAUUAUUUGGUGGAGGCACUUCUUUUGCUGCAAAAGUCUAUGCUGGAAAAGCAAUGGAAUCUUUCUUUUGAGCAGAAGGUACUAACUGAUUCAGCAAGAGGAAAAAAUCACAGGAAGAUAUCUGUCACUUGUUCUGGAGUAUCUGCUCGGCAAAGGAGAAUGAAAGCUAGGAAGAAAGUUCUGAACAAAACUGGUUAUGUGGUUCCACCUUAUACUGGUAAGCAGUUGAGAUCAUUGAUCAGUCCAGAGCUGCUUCAGAAUCAUUCAAGGGGUUAUGUCAACGGUGUAGUAAGUGAAGAGUUGCUUACUCAUGCAGACGUGGUAUGCCUGUCAAAGAAAAUUGGUGCUGGUAUUUCCUUAGAGGAGCACAAAUUGAGAUUGAAGGAGAAGCUAGGAUGUGAGCCAUCUGACGACCAACUUGCAACUUCAUUGAGGAUUCCUCGAGCUGAAUUACAAUCAAAACUGAUUGAGUGUUCUUUAGCAAGAGAGAAGCUGGCAAUGAGUAAUGUUCGUCUGGUCAUGUCUAUUGCUCAAAGAUAUGAAAACAUGGGUGCUGAAAUGGCUGACCUUGUUCAGGGUGGGUUGAUUGGACUACUGCGCGGAAUUGAGAAAUUUGACUCUUCGAAAGGGUGCAGAAUUUCAACAUAUGUUUAUUGGUGGAUACGCCAAGGUGUUUCAAGAACAAUGGUUGAAAAUUCCCGGACUUUGAGAUUACCUGCUCAUAUGCAUGGAAGAUUAGGUUUAAUCCGGAAUGCAAAAGUUAGACUGGAAGAGAAAGGAAUAACUCCAUCAAUUGAUAGAAUUGCAGAAUGCCUGAAGAUGUCAAAAAAGAAAGUCAAGAAUGCUACGGAGGCAAUCAGUAAGGUCUUCUCUCUUGAUAGGGAAGCAUUUCCCUCUCUGAAUGGUCUUUCGGGAGAAACACAUCAUAGUUACAUUGCAGAUAAUCGCCUUGAGAACAACCCAUGGCAUGGAGUGGAUGAGUUGGCACUGAAGGAUGAAGUAAACAAGCUCAUUAAUAUGACACUUGGGGAACGGGAGAGAGACAUCAUACGACUUUACCAUGGUCUGGAUAAUGAAUGUCUUACAUGGGAGGAUAUUAGUAAACGCAUAGGUUUGUCCAGAGAAAGAGUUAGGCAAGUCGGACUUGUUGCACUUGAAAAACUAAAGCAUGCAGCCAGGAAGAGUAAGAUGGAGGCUUUGCUGGUGAAACAUUAGUUUUCUGUACGUGUUUCAGCAAAGAUGCAUGCCACAAGUUAAGAUACUCAUGUAUAGAUAUAGAAAAGAAAAAGUACUGUAUCUUCUUCAAUUUGUUCUUCCAAUCAGAUAAAAAAGAAGGUUAUAGAAAGAUUAUUAUGCCAGGGUUUUUCACCCUAGCUUUCUGUAACAAGAGAUAGAAAACACCGAUUAUAACCCAUAAGUUGGUAGCGGAAAAUUUCAUGUAUUUAAAGAGAGAAUUUCAUAUGUGAAGCACAUCUCAUAUACUGGAUGUUUCCUUGA
This is a messenger RNA of Juglans microcarpa x Juglans regia, 2253 nucleotides long. RefSeq names its product RNA polymerase sigma factor sigA-like. NCBI's taxonomy places the organism in Eukaryota, Viridiplantae, Streptophyta, Magnoliopsida, Fagales, Juglandaceae. Bases 442 to 1971 code for a protein of 509 amino acids. The record is from RefSeq and is a predicted model, not a curated record. Gene Ontology annotation, molecular function: DNA-binding transcription factor activity. The transcript is spliced from 10 exons. Gene Ontology annotation, biological process: regulation of DNA-templated transcription; DNA-templated transcription initiation.